AUGGCUAAGCAAAUUAAACCGGCUCCCUCUUCCCCAAAUCUAGCCUCCGCUUAUGACCUGAUUAUCGCUGACUUAUUUAACAAAUUAGCCAAGAUAAAAGAAGGAACUAUUAAAUUGGGAACCUUAGGAACUCUCCAUAAAAAGCGACGCAUAAUGAAAAGUGCCUUAAAUGGUCGAACUUAUGCUUAUUAUCAACACCGAAAUAACCAGCCAGAAAACCAGAAUAAUCAACAAUCGGCUAAUUCUAAUCUGCAAAAUCAGCCUAAUCAGCAGUCUUCGGGACUAAUGCAACUAGUCGGAGCCGUUUUACCGGCUUUACUGGAACAUUUUACCGGACAGAAGAUGACCCAAAAUAGUAAUAGUCCUGAAACCCAGUUAAUGCUUUCGCAAAUUCUCAUGUUGCAGCAGCAAAUCAUUACUAAUCAACAAGACCUUAACCAAAG
Messenger RNA from Paraglomus brasilianum, 443 nucleotides. The record is from the annotation of a GenBank genome assembly. Lineage: Eukaryota; Fungi; Glomeromycota; Glomeromycetes; Paraglomerales; Paraglomeraceae.